CUCUCGUUUUUUUUGCGCGUCUCUUUCCAACCCUGCCUCUCUCACCCGCCGGCUCAAAAAACUGUUUUGUGAACUCCCACAGAGAUUACAGAAUGGACAGUCCAUUCACGCUAAAGAAUAAAACCCCUGAGGUUGCAGGAAAUUGCGCUUAUGUUCAAUUACAUUAACAACGUGACACCCUCGCGUGGCGGCGAAAUAUACUAAAUGAUUCGGUCAUGGAGAGAGGGGCUUCUCUUGGAUUAUACCGGUGUGGUGUGUUGCUGAUGGCAAUUCUAACAGCAUUUCCAUGCUAUUGUCACGGAAAUUGGAUGUGGCUAGGAUCCACAGCCAGUGGAGUUACAGAGAAGAUGGGAUGUCUAGGUUUGCCGCUUUCAAACAAACAGAAAGAUCUAUGCAAAAGGAAACCCAGUCUUUUGCCAGCCAUUAAAGAAGGAGCUCGCAUUGGUAUUUACGAAUGCCAACGUCAGUUUAAACACGAAAGGUGGAAUUGUUCUAUCACUAAUGAUUACUCUGUUUUUGGCUAUGAGUUAACCAGCGGAACGAAGGAGAGCGCCUUCAUUCAGGCGCUAAUGGCGGCGGGGCUCGUGCACGCGGUGACGCGGGCCUGCAGCGCGGGAAACCUGACCGAGUGCUCGUGUGACCGGAACCUCCGGAGCGGUGGCUCGGCCAACGAGGGCUGGCACUGGGGCGGCUGCUCCGACCAUCCGCAGUACGGCGUGGCGCUCAGCAGGAAGUUUGUCCACACCGGCAGCAAACCGGUGGCCGGAGAACUCGGAGCAGACAAAGAAGCGUGGGCGACCAUGAUCCAGCACAAUAACGAGGCGGGUCGACAGGCUGUGUCCAAAUUGAUGUCCGUGAAUUGCCGUUGUCAUGGAGUGUCUGGAUCAUGUGCAGUGAAAACUUGUUGGAAAACCAUGUCUUCAUUUGAUCAAAUUGGCCAAUACCUGAAAGAGAAAUAUGAGCACAGUGUCCAAAUCCUGGACAAGUCAAAGAAGAAGGCUCGUCGCAAGGGCAAGGAGCAGCGGAAAGUGCCAGUGAACAGGGAGGACCUGGUACACAUUAAAAAGUCACCCAAUUAUUGUGUAGAAGAUAAAAAGUUAGGCAUCCAUGGAACUCGGGGGCGUGAAUGUAACCGAACCUCUCCUGCUUCAGAUGGCUGUAACCUGCUGUGCUGCGGACGGGGAUAUAACACACACGUUGUCCGGCAUGUGGAGCGAUGUGACUGUAAAUUUGUGUGGUGCUGUUACGUGCGCUGUCGGAGAUGUGAAACGAUGACUGAUGUACACACCUGCAAGUAGCUUAAAGUCAAAUAGAACAAGGGGAAAGCUUUGCACCAAAGAAGCAUGAGAUCUUACUGGUUUUAAUGAGCAACUAUACAAAGUUGAACAAGCUGUUUGUAAAACAUUUGCAUGGUCAUGACUUUCAGUUGAGUAGAGAAUAUUUUAAAAUAUUGCAAUUUGUAACUGAGCAAAUCCUAUGAACAAAAAUAUAAGACUAUCAUCGAAUAAAGUAAUUGCUUUGUCUCAAAUUUAUAGAAAUAAAUCAGAAGAAAAGGAACUGAAAGAAAACCACAGAUGGAGUAGCACAAGUACUGGAGUACUAGUGCACAAUACUGAAUCAGUACUAGUAGAUAAUACUGAACAAAUACAAGCAGCACAAGUACUAGAAAACUAAUACACAAUACUGAAAUAAACAGCUGCAGAUGCUGGAAUCUGGAGCAAAAAAAAACUGAUCUAUCAGGCAGCAUCUGUAGAGGCAGAGGGAUAGCCAAAAGAUAGUUCUGAAUGGUCAACUUUGCCACUGCCUCCACAGAUACCGCCUGACCUGCUGAAUCUUCCAGCAGCUCAUUUUUUUACUGGAAUACUAUAAGCCUUUUAGUGGAGAUGGAAUAUAGUAGUAUUUUAACAUUCCAAAUCAAAUGUUUGAAAACUUUGUAUUUUUACUUAAGUAUAGCAUAAGUUAUAUAAAAUGACUGCUGUAUUUUGUUAAACCAUAGAAUAUGUUGAAAACCACAGAAGUAGCAUUGUCUGAAGUUGAAAUAUAAUAUUGACUUCUUGAAGAUAAAAUCUUCUAAAUUACUGAUCACUGAUGAAAAUGGAAACAUUGAGACACUGUAUUUCAGUUGCAUGGCAACAGUGUAUCUAAAACUAUAUUACUUACAAAGUAAAAUAAUUUAAUUUACUAGGGUGUGUUCUAAAGUAUAGUGGUUCACACCUUACGAAAAUAUAUGUACAGAGAAUUUUAAUUUUGGAUGACAAGCAUUCUAACAGCUUAAUAUGUGUAAAUAUUUAACUUAAGCAAAAUGUGUAAAAGGUCAGCCAUAAUCUCACUGUAUAAAUUGUAAUUAUCAUAGUUGUGCUAUGUUAUGUAUAAAAUGUAGUUGAGAAUUGAAAACAUUUAAAAUGUUUCUUAUUGUUUUUGAUAUCUAAGGUUACCGACGAAAAUGUCAGUUUUGGAGUUUUAUUUUAGAUACAUGCAUUUCUUGCAGAAAAUAUCCUUAAAAGUGGAAAAUAAGUUUUUUUUGUUAGAGCAAAUGCAUUUUUAAAGUUACCUUUUCUAAAAUUCUGAAUUUUUACUUAACUUCUCCUAAAUCUCUCAUUUCAAUAGGGAUGGUGAGCUGUGAAAAAUAACAUGACAGUGAAAAAUACCACAAGUCCAUUAUUUAUAAGGGUUUUAGUUUAUUGAUGACCUUAAGGGGUCAUAGAUCUUAGCCUGAUUUGAUGCAAAGAUGAAAACACAAGUAAAUAUAAUCUAUUUAGAAUCAAAUAAAGUUUGAUAUUUGCCUCCUUAGUGAAUUUAUUCCCACUUGAAAAUUUGAGACUGUUAUGUUAACAUUUAGGCUUCAACUUAAUAUAGUUAAAUUGGCUCAUGAUCCAACCAGAAAAAAAAUGUACAACAUUCAUGCAAUUGAGUAUCAUAAAUUUAUAUGAAAGUAGAUUGUCAAAAAAUAAAUGAGAACAAUUCUCCCCUUGGAUACUCUUGGCAUCUGUUUCUGUGUGUGUCUAGUUAAGUGCAGUGUUUUAUCAUCCCUCUUUAGCUUUGUAACUAACAACUCAACAUCUUCAGAAUAGCACAAAACAGGAAACCCAAAAACUCUACACAGCACACAUAAAAAUAGCCAAGUAAAUGUUAAGUGUUAUUGUUUAGGCAAUUCCUUGGAAACUGUCUACUCACAAAUAAGGCUUUAAAACUGAUCCAUCCUCCUAUGUAAAAUUUCACCUCAUAAUAAAAUUGGUUACACUCUCAAUCAGUGUGGCAGUUACAAAGUAUAAUCUUUUAAUUUAAUUGUGUCUAUAUGAUACUUGGUUUAUUAUUGUCAAGUACUGAAAUACUACAGGAAAACUUGUCUUGCAUAUUAUUCAUACAGAUCAAAUGAUUACACAGUGACCAGGUAGAACAAGGUAACACAAUAACAAUGCAGAAUAAAGCAUAACAGCUACUGUGAAUGUGUAGGUAAACAGUAAGGUGCAAGAUCAUAAUGUAGAUUGUGCAGUCAAGAGUCAAUCAGAUCAUACUAGGGCCUUGCAACAGCAAGAUAGAAGCUGCCCUUAAACCUGGUAGCACAUGGUUUCAGGCUUUUGUAUCUUUUGCCUGAUGGAAGUGGGAGAAGAGAGAAUAGCUGGAGUGUGUGUUAUCAAAGUGCUGUACAGUCAAAAUUAGAAUGAUAGUAAACUAAGGAAAAUGAAAAUAAAAUUUGGAGACUAUAAAUAAUGUACAAAUUCUGUAAAGGGAAAUAUAAUAGCAACAUCAAAAUAGUUCACAUAGUUAAAUGAAUUUAACAAUAGUCUGAAAUAUUUUUCCACCAAUUUUCAGUGAGUGAGACAUCUAUUACAAAGCUUGUAAUAAAUCUUUUAUUGUAUUCGAUAUAUUCUUUUCUUUGAACUAAAGCUAAAUCCUUUCUGCUUCUUCUGAUGCGUUAAUGGGAAUCAUUUGAUAGUAUAGUUGCUUCUGGGCUGAAGUUUGUGGAAUCAGGUCCUACUCCAACACAUAAAUCUGGUGAAUCAUUUCCAGUGAAGAGCUGAGACAUUGUCAGAGGUCUUGUCUUCUGGACGAAAUGUUAAACCAUGACCCUAGCUGACUCCUGCGUAGGCACAAGGGAUCCCAUGUCUUGAUUUCACAGAAAAGCAAGGAUUCUUAAUGUUCUGGUCAAAAUAUUAAAAAAAUCACUGCUACCGUGUUUUCUACAUCAUAACUGUGACUACUCUUAAAAAGUAUUUAACUGUGAAGUAUUAUGUCAUGUCCAAAGGUUGUAAAGUGCUCUUAAUAAAUUUGCCUUUUUUUGGUUUAGAUUAUUCAAUUGCAUCAAUCAUUAUAUACACUAACCAUAAACUUCCCUAGGGAAAUCAGCAGUGUUAAAUUAUACUCUUGACUCAAGCUUGGUAGAUGUCAAGAGAUGAGUCACUCUACAAAGUGCUUAGCCCAGACCUGAUCUUGUCUAUGUGACUGAUGUUGUUGAGUUUCAGGACAUUGGCAGCAGAGGCUCAGCAAUGGUAAUGUCUCUGAAUUUUAAGGCUAGGUAGUUGUAAUCCCUUGUUGGAGAUGACCAUUACCUGAACAUUUUGUGAUGCAAAUGUUACCUGCCAAUUACCAGCUCAUGCCUAAAUAUUAUAUAGGUCUAGCUGCAUGCAGUCAUUGACUGUUUCAUUUGUUGACAAGUUGCAAAUGGAAUUUAACAUUGUGUAAUCAUCAACAAACAUCCGCACUUCUACCCUUACAACGGAAAAAUGUUAUUGCCAAAGUAAACAAAACUAGUUGGGGCUAGGACUCUGGAAUGUUCCCUGUUUAGUGAUUAGGCAAUCUAGUGAAAAAAGUCAUGACCAUUUGUAAUAAAAGUUAUGUAAUUAGACACCAACUUGAAAAGUAUAAUAGUAUUAUUGCAUAGGCAGGUUCGUUUUAUGUAACAAAAAUAGAAAAUGCUGGAAACAGUCAGUGACUCAGGCAAGACCUGUGGAUAGAGAAUCAGAGAUAAUGUUUCAGGUUGAAGAUUUUUCUUUAGCAUUGGAAAAGGAAGACAACACGUUAAUUUUAAGAUGUAGAGAAGUUGAGGGAGGGACAAUAAGACAAAGGGAUAGAAUGUGCCCAAAAUUGCCAUGGGGAGAAGUUAAUAAAGACAAACAGAGGGAGACAGUACAAAUGCUGUGAAAUGUGGGAAGUUAAGUCAAGUCAAGUCAAGUCACUUUUUAUUGUCAUUUUGACCAUAACUGCUGGUACAGUACACAGUAAAAAUGAGACAACAUUUUUCAGGACAAUGGUGCUACAUGAACAAUACAAAAACUAUAUUGUCACCAAACAAUUGAUACUAGAGUGUACAAUCAUCACAGUGAUAUUUGUU
Messenger RNA from Hypanus sabinus (Atlantic stingray), 5332 nucleotides. It is a transcript of the gene wnt16, whose product is annotated as wingless-type MMTV integration site family, member 16. The transcript is spliced from 4 exons. Gene Ontology annotation, cellular component: extracellular region. Lineage: Eukaryota; Metazoa; Chordata; Chondrichthyes; Myliobatiformes; Dasyatidae. Gene Ontology annotation, biological process: neuron differentiation; multicellular organism development; canonical Wnt signaling pathway. Bases 216 to 1298 code for a protein of 360 amino acids. Gene Ontology annotation, molecular function: cytokine activity; frizzled binding. The record is from RefSeq and is a predicted model, not a curated record.